This is a messenger RNA of Durio zibethinus, 1960 nucleotides long. Its product is annotated as trans-cinnamate 4-monooxygenase. Lineage: Eukaryota; Viridiplantae; Streptophyta; Magnoliopsida; Malvales; Malvaceae. The record is from RefSeq and is a predicted model, not a curated record. Gene Ontology annotation, molecular function: iron ion binding; trans-cinnamate 4-monooxygenase activity; heme binding. Gene Ontology annotation, biological process: lignin metabolic process.
AAAGGCUCAUCCAGAACAGAUCCUUUUUCAAAUGUCGAAAAAAUCCAGGAAAUGGGCCGUCAAAUCAAACGGCGUCAAACUCGACAGUUCACAGCUCACCCACUUCCCCAAAACGCACACAUGACCACAAGAUCCACCUAACGCCUACCAUAUCAAACCGUCGUCGCCACAAGCCCCUUUCAAACCCCCUUUACCUGUAUCUAGUUAUCUGCUUGUCUAUAAAAGCUCGCUCCCUUCCCAACUUCUUCACCCACCAGUUUCUUCUCCACCAAAACCAACUAGCGACAGCAGACCAACAAUGGAUCUCCUCCUCUUGGAGAAGAGCCUUCUAGGCAUCUUCGUGGCGGUGGUAGUAGCCAUCACCAUCUCUAAACUCCGGGGCAAGCGUUUCAAGCUCCCUCCUGGACCUUUACCCGUGCCAGUCUUCGGCAACUGGCUCCAAGUGGGUGAUGACUUGAACCACCGAAACCUGACAGGCUUGGCCAAGAAAUUUGGUGACAUAUUUUUACUUCGAAUGGGGCAGCGUAAUCUAGUGGUGGUGUCUUCACCAGAGCUAGCAAAAGAGGUACUCCAUACGCAGGGAGUGGAAUUCGGAUCAAGAACCCGGAACGUGGUGUUUGAUAUAUUCACGGGUAAGGGUCAGGAUAUGGUGUUUACAGUUUACGGUGAGCACUGGAGGAAAAUGAGGCGGAUCAUGACCGUCCCAUUUUUCACCAACAAGGUUGUCCAGCAGUACAGGUUCGGAUGGGAGGCUGAGGCUGGUAGUGUAGUGGAGGAUGUCAAGAACAAUCCUGAGGCAGCCACCAACGGAAUCAUUUUGAGGAGGAGGUUGCAGCUGAUGAUGUACAACAACAUGUACAGAAUCAUGUUCGACAAAAGGUUCGAGAGUGAAGAUGAUCCUUUGUUUGUUAGGCUCAAGGCUUUGAACGGAGAGAGGAGUCGAUUGGCACAGAGUUUUGAGUACAAUUAUGGAGAUUUUAUUCCCAUCUUGAGGCCCUUCUUGAGAGGCUACUUGAAGAUCUGCAAGGAGGUUAAGGAGAGGAGGUUGCAGCUCUUCAAGGACCACUUCGUCGAAGACAGAAAGAGACUUGCAAGCACAAAAAGCAUGAACAACGAAGGAUUGAAAUGUGCCAUAGAUCAUAUUCUGGAUGCUCAACAGAAGGGGGAGAUCAAUGAGGACAACGUUCUUUAUAUUGUUGAGAAUAUCAAUGUUGCGGCAAUCGAGACGACACUAUGGUCAAUUGAGUGGGGGAUUGCGGAGCUUGUGAACCAUCCUGAAAUUCAGAAGAAGCUGCGCCACGAGCUUGACACUGUUCUAGGAGUUGGUCACCAGAUCACUGAACCUGACACUUACAAACUCCCAUAUCUUCAGGCCGUGGUCAAGGAGACUUUGAGGCUCCGAAUGGCAAUUCCUCUACUUGUACCCCACAUGAACCUCCAUGAUGCUAAGCUCGCCGGCUAUGAUAUCCCUGCAGAGAGCAAAAUCUUGGUGAAUGCAUGGUGGCUUGCCAACAACCCUGCUAACUGGAAAAAUCCCGAGGAAUUUAGGCCUGAGAGGUUCUUGGAAGAGGAAUCUAAGGUUGAGGCCAAUGGCAAUGACUUCCGUUACCUCCCAUUUGGUGUUGGGAGAAGAAGUUGCCCUGGAAUUAUUCUUGCAUUGCCCAUCCUUGGUAUUACUUUGGGUCGUUUAGUACAGAAUUUUGAGCUCUUGCCUCCCCUAGGUCAAUCGAAGAUUGAUACCACGGAGAAAGGUGGACAGUUCAGUUUACACAUUUUGAAGCAUUCGACCAUUGUUGCUAAGCCAAGGGAAUUUUAACUUCACGUGUAUCUUUUUAGUGAACUCUUUGUGAGAUUGUUAAAAAUGAUUGUGGAAACAUUGUCUUGAUAAAUAUUUCUGCGGUGUGACAGUGUAUGUGAACCUGAAAUGAUGAAAUAAGAUUUGCAGUAAGUUUAAUAUUUU